This is a messenger RNA of Toxorhynchites rutilus septentrionalis, 2296 nucleotides long. Its product is annotated as facilitated trehalose transporter Tret1-like. Gene Ontology annotation, biological process: transmembrane transport. Gene Ontology annotation, cellular component: membrane. The transcript has 6 exons. The coding region runs from base 555 to 2240 and encodes 561 amino acids. The record is from RefSeq and is a predicted model, not a curated record. NCBI's taxonomy places the organism in Eukaryota, Metazoa, Arthropoda, Insecta, Diptera, Culicidae. Gene Ontology annotation, molecular function: transmembrane transporter activity.
GACGCGAUCGCGGGUAGACGGUGACAGGUUGAAUUGGUCCUCGCGCACGAAAAAACCACGAGUCGCGUGUAUAGUGGUUACGAUAAAACGGCUGCCUCCGGUUAUGUUGGAGAGUAGUGCCUCUUUGGAUGUUAGAAGGACAACAAGUGUGAAAGUCACUUGUGUAAACAGUGUGACAAAAGAAAAGUGUUUACCUUGGUGGAGAAAUUAUUUGUGCUUUGAUGAAUGCCAAAUUGAUUUGAUAAUUGAUGUUAUCGCAGCAGAAGAAUUAUAAGUUUCAAUUGAAUUGAUGCUGUGGCCGAUGCUGAGUAUAUACAGUUAGUGCAGCUGUAUCGUGCAGCAUUCUCAAGUUUCUAUAUACCUUGUGAUUCGAAGUUAACGACUGAAUUGGUGCAUAAGGAGAAUAAUCAACACGUGAUAGUUGUUCGAAAGCAGUGUUUGACUAGAAUAAUCAAAAAUAACUACAAUUCAUAAUCAUAAUGCAAGUGAUCUGAGCCGACGCCAGGAGAUUUAAUCUCAUUCUGUAACUAGUCUUGGAUAGAUCGAUUUCAACGAUGGGAAAGUCCGUGUACACUAUCAACCCGAACAGUCCCAGUGUGAACGGAAGCAUGGAGCUCACGAAUGGAAAGUUAGAAAUCUCAAAUGGCGAUCAGAAACCGGAGGCGGGAAAAUUCCGCACGAUUCUGCCACAGAUUCUGGCAAGCACGGCGAAGAAUUUCCUGCUGCUAGAUUUGGGGAUGGCGGUGGCUUUCCCAACGAUAGUCAUUCCAGCGUUGCGGGGCUUAAAAAAUCGAGCCGAGGAUGAGUUUCUGUACUUCACACCGGUGCAGGCAUCGUGGUUUGGAAGUGUAGCAUACAUUUGCCAACCAAUUGGCAGCGUAUUGUCUGGUAUUGUACUUGAACCUCUGGGCCGGAAGCGUUCCAUGAUCUUGGUAAAUAUUCCUCACAUCAUCGGAUGGUUUAUGCUUCACUUUGCCGGUUCACUGGAGGAGAUGUACAUUGCGGCCGUGCUGUUGGGCUUGGGAGUUGGGUUCAUGGAGGCGCCAAUCGUUACUUAUGUUGGUGAAAUAUGCCAACCAUCUAUCCGAGGGAUACUCACGUCCUGCGCUGGUGUAGCAGUGAUGUUGGGCUUCUUCGUGGUUUACCUGCUGGGAACGGUUACCACGUGGCGAAUGACUGCAGCCAUAUGUGCCUCGAUUCCGCUUGCGACUAUGAUUGCAAUUUGCUUUGUGCCGGAGACACCCAUGUGGCUGCUGUCGAAGGAUCGCAAGGAAGAUGCCCGUAAAUCCCUGCAAUGGCUGAGAGGCUGGGUUUCGCCGCAUGCUGUCGAGAAAGAGUUCCAGGAAAUGCAACGCUAUAGCAUAAAUGCGGCCAAAUGUACGCCAUGCCAGAAGACACAAAGCGCCAAGUGCGACCAUCCGGCGCCGACAGAGUGGAUGAAAUUGCAGGAACUGACACGAAAACGCAAUCUGAAGCCGUUCGUUCUGGUCAUGCUGUUGUUCGUGUUCGGUCAGCUGAGCGGAAUGACAGGAAUGCGACCGUAUUUGGUUCAAAUAUUCCAGGCAUACGGUGUGCCAUUGGACGCAAAUUGGGCUACGGUAUCCACGGGCCUGUUGGGACUACUGGCCAACAUCGUUUGCAUGAUUUGCAUCAAGUUCGUAGGGAAGCGAAAAUUAGCCUUAUUUUCGAUGACGCUAACGGCUAUAUGCUGCCUCUCACUGUCCAUAUAUGCGUUCAAUGUUUUCCCCGCUGGGUGGACUUCUUUCGAUGUACACGAGAACAUUAACACGGCCGAUGGAUUGAGUUACAUACCCAUGUUUCUGUUUUUUAUAUUAGCUUUCGCCACAAGCGUCGGAGUACUGCCCGUGCCUUGGAUUUUACUCAGUGAGGUUUUCCCGUUCAAAAAUCGUAGUUUGGCUUGUGGAAUUACGGCUGCUCUAAAUUAUGCUAUGACAUUUGUUACGACCAAAACUUAUUUCAAUAUGGAAACCUCAUUUUCUCUGCCGGGAGUGAUACUGUUCUACGGAAUUUGCGGAAGUAUUGGGGUUCUGUUUAUUUAUUUCUUUCUACCAGAAACAGAAAAAAGAACACUAGAAGACAUCGAAAUUUAUUUCACGGACACCAAACGUAAAUUGACAGACAUACAUAUCAAACGGAAUCAGCAGGACUCGGGGAAGGAUGCUGAUAUUUCGGAGAAGAAAGGCGUUACAAAUGCAGCAUAUACUGAUAGUGAAAAAUAAAAAUGAUUUCCUUAGAAAAUAGUUUGAUAAUUUAUUGCCAUAUUGAAUUAUGUGAU